AGCUGUUUCGUGUUUGUAGGUGUGGUCUAAAACAAAAUGGCUGUCAGUUGGUUGAGUAAACAAGACAAAAAAGAAUUGUUCCAGUGGAUCUGUAACGUGUUCUUUCUGUCCAUUAUACUCCUUGGACUCUUCUUUGUGGUUUUAUUACACUUGCAAGUGAUACCAAAUGUUCAGGACAGCAGGUGCAAGUGUGUCUGCCCUCAUAAAGAUGAGAACUCAACCGUAUUCCUAAAACUAGGAGGCAAUGCAGAACAAUGUGUUUGUCAAAUGAUCUUACCUUCAGCUGAUGAUUCCUUGUGUGCAUUCUGUACGUGUACAUUUGAGACACGAAAUAACUUGGUUGUGAAAUUUAUUAUAGUUACCAUGACAAUGCUCGUCUGUUUGCUUAUUUUGGUGACAUUUUUUUAUAUUUUUAAAAAACUCUGGCAUAACUUUAGAGGCAGAUCAAUAGAUUAUGAAAGAAUACCCAGUCAAGACGGUAUUAAUUUAAAUAUUCAAGUUGCUCGUGGUCAUCAGAGAAAUAGAGUUCGUUAAACAUUAUUAGCUCAUCGACCACACCCACCCAAACAGAAGCAGUACUAUUAUUAUUAAUAUUAAUAUUAUUAUUAUUGAUAUUAUUGUUAUAUUUUGCAUUAUUGUUCUUCUAUUGUUUUGUAAAAUAUCAUUAUUAUUAUUAUUA
This is a messenger RNA of Amphimedon queenslandica, 679 nucleotides long. RefSeq names its product transmembrane protein 9B-like. The transcript has 5 exons. Gene Ontology annotation, cellular component: lysosomal membrane. The record is from RefSeq and is a predicted model, not a curated record. NCBI's taxonomy places the organism in Eukaryota, Metazoa, Porifera, Demospongiae, Haplosclerida, Niphatidae. The coding region runs from base 37 to 534 and encodes 165 amino acids.